Molecule: messenger RNA, 3522 nt
Organism: Thermothelomyces thermophilus ATCC 42464
Lineage: Eukaryota; Fungi; Ascomycota; Sordariomycetes; Sordariales; Chaetomiaceae
Exons: 3
Coding region: 291-3281 (996 amino acids)
Biological process (GO): calcium ion transmembrane transport; intracellular calcium ion homeostasis
Cellular component (GO): membrane
Molecular function (GO): P-type calcium transporter activity; ATP hydrolysis activity; ATP binding
Source: RefSeq, a predicted model, not a curated record
UGGACACGUCGUAUCAAAUUGGGGUUCGCAUCUAAAAAUCCACGGCUCAACCCGUUGGAAUCCCAUCCCGCUCUCUUUUUUGUUUUGUUUUGUUUUGAUCUUUUGCUUGAACCGUACCUCCACUCCUUUCUGCGCAUGUUAGUCCAGUAAGCGCUUCAGUUUCCCCUUCGUAUUAGAACUUUUUUUUUCUUCGCGGUGGAGUUCAAGGGUCUCGAUCUCGGAUCUCGUUUCCUGCCGCUCUUCAUAAGACACGCCCCGCUGCCAACCGGGGGCAGCCCACGCCCGCAGCCAUGGAUAACGCCUUUGCGAAGUCGAUCGACCAAGUACUUGACACUCUCGGCGUGAACAGGGCGACCGGCUUGACCGAUGAGCAGGUGACGAGAUUACGAGCCAAGUACGGGAAAAACGCAAUUCCCGAAGAGCCUCCUACCCCCCUCUGGAAACUCAUUCUCGAACAAUUUAAAGAUCAGCUCGUCCUUAUCCUUCUCGGUUCGGCGGCAAUUUCGUUUGUGCUGGCGCUCUUCGAGGACGAGGGAGGAUGGAGCGCUUUCGUGGACCCUAUCGUCAUUCUCACCAUCCUGAUACUCAAUGCUGUCGUCGGAGUCUCGCAGGAGAGUAGCGCCGAGAAGGCCAUUGCGGCCUUGCAGGAAUACUCAGCUAACGAGGCCAACGUGGUGCGCAAUGGCCAGACUCACCGGAUCAAGGCGGAGGACCUAGUGCCGGGGGACAUUGUCGAUGUGACUGUGGGCGCGCGCAUCCCCGCCGAUUGCCGGCUCAUUUCGAUCGAAAGCAACAGCUUCGCCGUCGACCAGGCGAUUCUCACCGGCGAGAGCGAAAGCGUGGGCAAGGACUGCCACGCCGUCAUCAGCGACGACAAGGCGGUGCUCCAGGACCAGGUCAACAUGCUCUUCUCCGGCACGACCGUUGUGACCGGCCACGCCAAGGCUGUAGUCGUUCUGACUGGCUCAAACACGGCCAUUGGGGACAUCCACGAGAGCAUCACCGCCCAGAUCUCCGAGCCGACGCCCCUGAAGCAGAAGCUCAACGACUUCGGCGACCAGCUCGCCAAGGUUAUCACCAUCAUCUGCGUCCUCGUCUGGCUCAUCAACAUCCCCCACUUCAGCGACCCGACCCACGGAAACUGGACCAAGGGCGCCAUAUAUUACCUCAAGAUUGCUGUUUCUCUUGGUGUUGCGGCGAUUCCCGAGGGCCUUGCCGUCGUCAUCACUACCUGCCUUGCCCUCGGGACCCGCAAGAUGGCUGCAAAGAACGCAGUCGUCAGGAGCCUGCCUUCUGUCGAGACUCUGGGGAGCUGCAGCGUCAUCUGCUCUGACAAAACCGGCACCCUAACCACGAACCAAAUGAGCGUCAGCAAGAUUGUCUACUUGAACGACGAUGGGUCUGACUUGGAGGAGCUCGACGUGGAGGGAACAACUUUCGAGCCCAAGGGUGACAUCAAGUUCCAAGGCCAGGUGCUGCGGGAUCUCACACAGGAGUCGGCCACUGUCCUCCAGAUGACCGAAGUAGCCGCGCUCUGCAAUGACGCCCGCCUCGACUACCACUCUCAUUCGGCAACCUAUUCAAACGUUGGCGAGCCCACCGAAGGCGCUCUGCGGGUCAUGGUCGAGAAGAUUGGCCCUUGCGCGCCAGCUGAUUGCCACCCCCAAGAUCGCGUCCACUAUGCCAGCUCCUGGUACGAGAAGCAGUAUAAGCGCCUCGCGACUUACGAGUUCUCGCGCGAUCGGAAGAGCAUGUCGGUCCUAGUUCAAAACGGGCAGGAGCAGAAGCUUUUUGUCAAGGGCGCCCCCGAGUCCAUUAUUGAACGCUGCACCCAUGCUGUUCUUGGGCGUCACGGGAAGAGGGUACCCCUGGAUCGGAAGCUCGCUGACUUGCUUCUGAAAGAAGUCGUCGAGUACGGUAACCGGGGUCUUCGUGUCAUGGCGCUGGCGCGCCGCGAGCAAGUCAACGGCGAACCUCUUCUGCACAAGGCCAGGACCAGCACCGAGUAUGCCGCUCUGGAGCAGAACCUGACCCUCAUCGGUCUCGUCGGCAUGCUGGAUCCUCCUCGUCCGGAGGUUCCCGCGGCCAUCCAGAAGUGCAAGGGGGCGGGUAUCCGCGUCAUUGUCGUGACCGGUGACAACCGCAACACUGCGGAGACCAUCUGCCGCCAAAUCGGGGUGUUCGGCCCUGACGAGGACCUGACCGGCAAGAGCUUCACCGGCCGCGAGUUUGACAACCUGAGUCCGAGCGAGCAGCUGGAGGCAGCCAAGAACGCCUCUCUCUUCUCUCGUGUCGAGCCAGCCCACAAGUCGAGGCUUGUCGACCUUCUGCAGUCGCUCGGCCAGGUUGUUGCCAUGACUGGUGACGGUGUCAACGACGCGCCCGCCCUCAAGAAGGCUGACAUCGGUGUCGCCAUGGGCUCCGGCACAGAUGUGUCCAAGCUGGCGGCCGACAUGGUUCUGGCCGACGAUAACUUUGCCACCAUUGGCGUCGCCAUCGAGGAAGGUCGCUCCAUCUACAGCAACACGCAGCAGUUCAUUCGCUACCUGAUCUCGUCCAACAUUGGCGAGGUCGUCUCCAUCUUCCUGACCGCCGCUCUGGGCAUGCCCGAGGCUCUCAUUCCCGUCCAGCUUCUCUGGGUCAACCUGGUCACCGACGGUCUCCCUGCCACUGCCCUGUCGUUCAACCCGCCCGACCAUGACAUUAUGAAGCGGCAGCCGAGGAAGCGCGACGAGGCCUUGAUCGGCGGCUGGCUGUUCUUCCGGUACCUGGUCAUUGGCACAUACGUCGGCCUCGCCACGGUUGCCGGUUACGCGUGGUGGUUCAUGUUCUACUCUGGCGGGCCUCAGAUCAGCUUCUACCAACUGUCGCACUUCCACCGCUGCUCCUCGGAGUUUCCCGAGAUCGGCUGCCAGAUGUUCACCAAUGACAUGGCCAAGUCCGGCUCGACCGUCUCGCUGUCGAUUCUGGUCGUCAUUGAGAUGUUCAACGCCAUGAACGCGCUGUCUUCGAGCGAGUCGCUCCUGACGCUGCCUGUGUGGAAGAACAUGGUGCUGGUGUAUGCGAUCGCUCUGUCGAUGGCACUGCACUUUGCCCUGCUGUACAUUCCCUUCUUGCAGACUCUUUUCUCCAUCCUGCCGCUCAAUUGGACCGAGUGGAAGGCAGUUCUUGCCUUUAGUGCACCUGUUGUUCUCAUUGAUGAAGGUCUCAAGUUUAUUGAGCGAACAUUCUUCGUCUCGAGUUCAACUCGUAAGCUGCCCAAAGCAAAGAAGGACCAAUAGAGCCCCGGGGGGGGGGGGGGGUGAAGAGACUGGCGUAUGUAGAUCUGUAGACCUUGUAUAGUAGUACAUUAUCGACCAUGGGCCACACAGUGGUGAUUGCAGCACUUCGAUGUCUUGACCGCUUUUUCCAGACGAUCAAUUGUUAUGUGGCCUGUCUCAUGUUGACCACAGACGCUUCGAAAUGCCCUAUUUGCUACAAGGCUGUAGUCCCGGCGCGAUUAUCGCUGGGACAGGAGUCAUC